AUGAGACAAGGACACAGUGAACCUCCAAGAAAGGCAAGAACAGUGAAGAGUGACAAGAAGUCCAGGAAAGAAAGAUCCUCCGUCUACAUCUACAAAGUGAUGAAGCAGGUUCACCAGGACACCAGCGUCUUCCCCACGGCCACCAACCCCCCGUUUGUCAGUGGUGUUUUUGAGCUCGUCGCGGGGUUGGCUUUCCGCCUGACCCAUGACAACAAGCGCAGCACCGUCAGCUCCCAGGAGAUCCAGACCGGUGUGUGCCUACUGCUGCCUGGGGAGCUGGCCAAACAUGCCCUGUUGGAGGGCACAAAGUCUGUGACCAAGCACACCAGCUCCAAGUGA
Rhincodon typus (whale shark) is the source of this 339-nucleotide messenger RNA. RefSeq names its product histone H2B-like. The coding region runs from base 1 to 339 and encodes 112 amino acids. Gene Ontology annotation, molecular function: DNA binding; protein heterodimerization activity; structural constituent of chromatin. The record is from RefSeq and is a predicted model, not a curated record. The transcript has a single exon. Gene Ontology annotation, cellular component: nucleosome. Lineage: Eukaryota; Metazoa; Chordata; Chondrichthyes; Orectolobiformes; Rhincodontidae.